AUGAAAGGUUUUCAAUUAUUGCUUCCUGUUUCACUAUUUCUUGUUUGCGGUGUUGUCGGUGAAAUUGCUGUUGAGGACGGUGAUGCAGUAGCUAUUUCCAAUGAGAACAUCUUCUACCCAGAGUACAUAUUUGUAGAUGAGUGGGAGGGACAGAUUUACCAGGAACACCAAGUGCAAGAACAAGACCAGAGUGUUGGAUUAAGUGAUAAUGAUGUUGGCAACCACGGACAAGAACCUGAGCAUGAGCAUGAGCAUGAGCAUGACUCAGACUUGGGAAAAAGACACGAACACCAACCUCACGGCCAUCAUAACCCCAGUCCUGCUUCUAACAACAUGUACCAAAGAAAACCAGAAAAGGAAGCUCAAGAUAAGGUUGCAUUCAUCAAACAGUAUACUGACAAGUUGGAAAACAAAAACUUUCAAAAUGUAAUGAAAAUAGUAAUCUCGGUAUCUAUUGUUGGUUGGGUCUGCUACGCUUACGUGUUCAGGAAACGCGAAGCGAAAGCCGUUCCAGGUGUCACUUACAACUAUUACCAGAGUAAGGAUGUUUGA
Messenger RNA from Spathaspora passalidarum NRRL Y-27907, 552 nucleotides. RefSeq lists its product as uncharacterized. Bases 1 to 552 code for a protein of 183 amino acids. The transcript has a single exon. NCBI's taxonomy places the organism in Eukaryota, Fungi, Ascomycota, Pichiomycetes, Serinales, Debaryomycetaceae. The record is from RefSeq and is a predicted model, not a curated record.